Oncorhynchus tshawytscha (Chinook salmon) is the source of this 2730-nucleotide messenger RNA. RefSeq names its product 4F2 cell-surface antigen heavy chain. The record is from RefSeq and is a predicted model, not a curated record. Bases 453 to 2156 code for a protein of 567 amino acids. Gene Ontology annotation, biological process: carbohydrate metabolic process; amino acid transport. The transcript is spliced from 11 exons. Lineage: Eukaryota; Metazoa; Chordata; Actinopteri; Salmoniformes; Salmonidae.
CCCAUUGAUAUCGUUCCAGAACUGUCUUUUGGCCAGCUGUAUGCAUCUCAACCAGGGGCGUCGAAUGCGGGUUUUUGGUUUUUCCUUUCAAUUAAGACCUAGACAACCAGGUGAGGGGAGUUAUUUACUAAUCAGUGAGCUUAAUUCAUCUAUCAAGUUCAACGGAGGAGCAAAAACCUGCAGACACUCAGCCCUCCGUGGAACGUGUUUGACACAGUGAUAUAAACGAAGUAGGGAGCCCUUGCUCUAAUGAAGCCCUAACAAGACCUCAGACCCGUUGAGCACGGGUUCUCUGGAAUGUGUUGUCAGGGUGUGUCAAGACUCAACACCUCCACCCUAAUUGCUCCGGCCAAGAUUUCAUUUGACAGACACAGUGUCACUCUCACCUCCAUACCCCUUAAACACUAACAGGCAUAAAAAUUAAAAAAACACAACUGAUCUGCAGGAAGCACAUGCAGCAGAAGAGGAUAAAUACUAACAAGAACAGUAUAAAGACAAGAGCUCAAAGACCAGACUGUUGCCAGUUAUCAGAUGACAUGGAAGUGUGUGCACUUACCCGCCACGUUAGAGACGACAGGGUCGGGACAUACCUGAAAAAAAAUAGCCGAAUUGGAAUGCAAUUUAACAUGGAUGGUGGCUAUGGCAGCACGGCAGUGGGCUCUGGGAUGUUGGGCAGUCUGGGCGGCUCUGAGACGGUCCCACUGCUAAUCACGGACCCCAAACCAGAGACGCCGAAAUGGCAGCCCAUGUCCAAGGAACAGCUGGAGCUCGAAGCCGGGGGCCCGGGGUGGAGGAAAAUACGCUCCCGCCUGGUGGUGGUCUUCUGGCUGGGUUGGCUGGCCUUGCUGGGCGCCUCUAUCGACAUCAUAGUGCAGAGCCCUCGGCCGGUCGCACCGCCGCUACUGUGGUGGCAGAGGGCGCUGUUUUACCGCAUACAGCCCAUACUGCUCAUGGACGCCCAGAAAGAGGUGCCAGAUGGUAUCGACGUGGUGUGUGAGCAGCUACCAUACCUGAAGUCCCUGGGUGUAAAGGCUCUGCUUCUGGAGGGGCUGUUUCACCAGGACGUGUCCCCACUGGACCUCAGUAAGAUUGCUGAGCGAGUGGGUACAGUGCCUCAGAUCCAACAACUGCUCAUGGAGAGCCACAACGCAGGCAUCAAAGUAGUGUUUGACUUCUGUGAUCUGGACCUGUUCGGACCCAAAGACUCAGUAGGCAACAACUCUGCUGUGCCCUCUGACCACACUGGCUCGAUACAGUAUGCACUCCGAUUUUGGUUGGAACAGGGUGUGGCAGGAUUUGGGAUCUGUGACACAGAUGCUGCAUAUUCCGAAAAGACCCUGACCGAGUGGAGAGUUCUGGUCAAGGAGUUCAGCACAUCAGAUUAUGAGAGGAUUGUAGUGGUGAAACAAACAGAGUCUCUACCUGCCCUGAAUACCUCUAGCACGUCAGUCAACAGCUCAUUGGUGGAGCUGGUUAUGAUGUCACUACUGCCGCACGAGCAUCACCUCCUGUCCGGACAGGAAGUGGCCAUUGCUGUGGAGAGACACCUGUCGACAUCCCACGGCGAACUUUGGCCUAGUUGGACGGUGGGCGGUGAAGCAUCACCGAUGUUGCACAGAAUACUCCUGGUUCUGAUGAUGACACUACCUGGAUCACCUGUUGUCAAAUACGGAGAAGAAAUAGUUCGUUCGCCGAAUGAGUCUGCAGACAUGAGCUGGGAACGUGAGGCAGACAAGACCAUUGGACUGAACGACUCUGUUGGGGAACAGAGGAAGCUCAAACGCUCUGCCUUGGCUCUGUUCAGCUCCCUCAGUGGCUCUCGCCUCAGAGAAGAAACUCUCCUUUAUGGGAGCUUCACCUUUCUCCCCUUCAACACCACCUCCCUCCCCCCCUACUCCACCCUGGCCCCCCCAUCAGCCCCUGUGCUAGCCUUCCUGCGCUCUUGGGGCUGUGUCCACUUCCUGGUGCUGCUCAACCUUGGGCCAGAGGCCCAAGCCCUGGACCCAGCAUGGGCUCCCAGCCUUCCCACUGCUGGGGUGUUUGUGACCAGCACAGGGAUGGACCGCCUGGGCAGCACCUCUCUGGAAACACUGAGGCUCCAGCCAGAGGAGGCCAUAGUCAUCAAACUGUUUGAGUCUGACAGCUACUCCUCCUAGGGCCUGUGGUCUGGGGCAUUAGGCAGAGUGAGAGGGGCUAGGACUGGAUGCAGGGGAGGAUAACUAGGCAGAAAUGGUAACUAUUUAGCCAUCUAUUCCUUUUUUUUUUUUUUGAGGCUAUAUCAAAAUGUCAACGUUCUUAAAAUAAUAAAUAAUUGUUUAUCAUUUGUUCUGAUGACAUGGUCAACUUAAGAGGAUGCCAAAUAUUUGGACUACAAUGCAAACACUUGGCAGAGAAUUUAAAGGCUGUGGCUGAGAUUAGUCACCCCUAUUGAAUAUUUUUUUCCACCAAUUGGUAUUUUGACCAAUAACAGCAGAUCUUUUGCAGAGCUGAUCUGAUUGGUCAGAAGACCAAUGGGUGACAAAAGAACACAAUUGGGCUGACUGUGUAUGAACAUGGGCAGUUUACUGUAAAUUAUCAUGUGUAACAAACACUUGACUCAACAGUUGAUUUCAACAUCUUUCACUUGAGAAACAACAUUGUAUGAUGUAUCCUGAGGUAUGUAGCUGGGUAAUGUGGUGAAACGCACAGUAAAUCACUGAAUCAACCACAAUGAUUGGUGGGAAGGUCUCA